AUGUCCUACGCCUUCACUAGGUCACUAGGGUUUUUCUCCACACUGAAGAAGGUCAUUUUAUCAACAAAGAAAGCGAAUAGCAGCCUCUCUCUACCGGUUGCUGCUUCAGCUAUGGAUGGUAUUUCAAGUUGCGCGUUGGUAUUAUGCGGAAAAUCAUCGGCAGAGAAUGAAACUGCCAAAACGCUGAAGAACAGUGGCGCUCUGAAGCUCACUGACAACACUGAGCUUUCAAUUCUUCUGCACUCUGAAUCGGCAAAACCGAUCAAGGAAGACGCUUUUGGGGUGGAUUCGUUCAUGAACUCUCUCUCAACCAAUCGGUUCGGAAGGUUCCUCCUUUGGUCUCCACGCUUGCCUUCAACGCACGACGUCGUCUCCCAGAAUUUCUGUGAGCUUCCGAUCGGUGCGGUUUGUGUAGCUGAUGUUCAGUACAAAGGGCGAGGCCGGUCGAAGAAUGUGUGGGAAUCUCCCAAGGGUUGCCUUCUUUUUUCCUUUACUUUGCAGAUGGUGGAUGGCCGAGUCGUGCCUCUUAUACAAUACGUGGUGUCUCUUGCUGUCACGGAGGCAAUAAAGGAUGUCUGUGAUAAAAAUGGCUUGCCAUAUGUUGAUGUUAAAAUAAAAUGGCCAAAUGAUCUUUAUUUAAAUGGCCUCAAAGUGGGAGGUAUUUUAUGCACCUCGACAUUUAAAUCGAAGCAGUUCAAUGUCUCUGCUGGUAUAGGUUUGAAUGUUGAUAAUGAGAAACCAACUACAUGCUUGAAUACAUUUCUUAGAGAAUUGUCUGUUACGACAUACCAAUUUAGAAGAGAAGAUAUUCUUGCCGCCUUCUUUGACAAAUUUGAGAAAUUUUAUGAGCUUUUUAUAAAUCAAGGAUUCCAAUCUCUUGAGGAGCUAUACUAUCAGACAUGGCUACACAGCGGACAGAGGGUUAUUGUGCAAGAAAAGAAUGACGAUCAAGUAGUGGAAAACGUGGUCACUGUUCAGGGUUUGACCUCAUCAGGAUAUUUGUUAGCUAUUGGUGAUGACAACCAGAUGUGUGAACUUCAUCCUGAUGGCAAUAGGUAA
Messenger RNA from Prunus armeniaca (apricot), 1059 nucleotides. Lineage: Eukaryota; Viridiplantae; Streptophyta; Magnoliopsida; Rosales; Rosaceae. The record is from the annotation of a GenBank genome assembly.